CUUCUGUGUGACAUGUGCCACGAAUUUACCGUGUACGUUUGAAUCGAAGGAUUCUCUGAUCGGAAACCAGUAUUCUUCCGUUCGACUACGUACGGAUUAUCCUCGUAUUUACGAUAGAGACACUGUGACCACGAAAACUGUAUCGUUAUGCUAAAAUAUAGGGAUGCCGGUUGACUGAAGAUGGCCUCGCCGACACUCUCAGUGGAAUCGCGCGCGAAUUCCAUCGGAUCCCUGGUCUCGCUGUCCCCGCUUACAGUGAGCGGCAGUUCUCCGCCUGCGAGCGACUCGGCGAUCUGCGACGUCGACAGCUGCGACCUCUGCCUCGACUCGCAAAAACCUGGAGAGGCACCCUGCCCGCGGUGCCGAUUAGGAGGCGCCGGUGGAGUUCGUUGUACCGGUUGCAAAUCCAACGAAUCCGACGCUGUAGCUCGUUGCUUCGACUGUGUGAAUUUCCUCUGCCCUAACUGCGUCAUGGCGCACCAAUUUAUGCACUGCUUCGAGGGCCAUCGGGUCCUCAACUUGGGCGAUUCGAAAAUCGAAACGGUUACCACCAGCUCUGCCAACACCGAGAACCCUAAGAGCAAUCUGGUGAUCAACAGCGGAAACAGCAACGGCGAGAAAGUACCUUACUGUCCACGGCACAAACAGGAGCUGCUGAAAUAUUUUUGUCGCACUUGUACCGCGCUAGUGUGCAAAGAGUGCGCGAUAGCCGAUCAUCCUGGCCCGUUACACGAUUACGCGCACAUCUCCGAGGUAGGAACGCAACAGCUCGAAGCGAUGGCAAGAGUGGUUCAAGAGUGUAGAGCGAAAGCUGCGAACGUGAGGGCUGCCGUGAAGGCAGCCGACCACGGUGCAAUACGAUUACAAGUGCAGUACCACAAAGCGCAAAACGAGAUCAACGACACUUUCCAAUUCUACCGAUCUAUGCUCGAGGAGCGAAAGCAAGAACUGCUGAAAGAGUUGGAAUCGGUGUUUUCCACGAAACAAAUAUCUCUGGGCGUUCUCACGCAGAAAGCCAACGAGAUGGCCGACAAGAUGCUUCAGACCUGCGAAUUCGUCGAACGGCUAACUAAAUACACCACCGUCAGCGAGGUGCUGAUGGUGAAGAAGCUUCUCGACACGAAGCUCCAAGUGCUGCUAAAUUACACUCCGGAUAUUGCCAGUCAAACCGUGGACCUCGAGUUCGUGAGCAAUUAUCAGGCGAUUCAAGUGGGCGUACGAAAUACGUUUGGUUACGUGAGAAGCAACAACGAAAGCAACGCUGGUCCAAUCGGGAAACAACCACCGAUAGCUCGACCAACGGCAUUGUCGAGUAACGGUAACGGUGGUAACAACGUGAACACUGGACCCGGUAACGCUGGAUCUUUGGGAGGUUUACUCUUGGAUAGACCUUACAGCAACGGCCUGAUAUCUGCCACUUCUACCAGCGCCUCGUCCACGUCGCAGUCGUCGUUCGACAGCAACAGUACCGUCAUUACCAAGCGUUUCAGUUCGGCCAACAGCCUAGGCCCGUUCUCAACGACCAUCAGCGAUCUGAACUUGAACGCGAUAAACGCGAACCCUUACGAGAAAUGGAGCAACGGAGGUAGCGACGCAUACCCAGUGGUGACCAAUAACGACCACUUCCCGAUGCCAACGUCCGUCGCUGUCGCAGCGAAUGCCGCGUCCAGUGACUCCGUUCUUGACCUAACCUCGAAACUCAUGUCAGCCGCGGUGAUAUUCCCCGGAAAGUCACAGAUCAAGCGGCAAAAGAUGAUCUAUCACUGCAAGUUCGGCGAGUUCGGUGUAAUGGAAGGUCAAUUCACCGAGCCUUCGGGUGUAGCUGUGAACGUGCAAAACGACAUUAUCGUCGCCGACACGAACAAUCAUCGGAUUCAGAUAUUCGACAAGGAGGGCAGAUUUAAGUUCCAGUUCGGAGAGUGCGGCAAACGAGACGGCCAGUUGCUUUAUCCGAACCGGGUGGCCAUAGUGAAAACCUCGGGCGACAUAAUCGUUACCGAACGUUCGCCCACUCAUCAGAUACAGAUAUACAACCAGUAUGGUCAGUUCGUACGUAAAUUUGGAGCAAACAUCUUGCAGCAUCCGCGCGGUGUAACGGUCGACUCGAAGGGUCGCAUAGUCGUCAUCGAGUGCAAAGUGAUGCGCGUGAUAAUUUUCGACCAAGCCGGCAUCGUCCUUCAGAAAUUCGGAUGCUCGAAGCAUCUCGAGUUUCCUAACGGAGUAGUCGUGAACGACAAGCAGGAGAUCUUCAUCAGCGACAAUCGCGCCCAUUGCGUGAAGGUGUUCAACUACGAGGGCACCUAUCUCCGUCAGAUCGGCGGAGAGGGGAUCACGAACUACCCGAUCGGGGUAGGGAUCAACGCCGUAGGCGAGAUACUGAUAGCAGACAAUCACAAUAACUUCAAUCUGACGAUCUUCACGCAAGACGGUCAACUGGUUUCGGCUCUCGAGAGCAAGGUCAAGCAUGCCCAGUGCUUCGAUGUUGCUUUAAUGGACGACGGAUCAGUCGUGCUGGCUAGCAAGGACUAUCGACUCUACAUUUAUCGUUACGUACAAGUACCGCCGAUCGGCAUGUAGAGCAGCGACAAAUCACGACGCCGACAACGAUCGUCUGUCGUCGUUUUCAUCGUUGUCGUAGUCAUUUUUAUCGCCAUUGUUUCGACGGCCGCGAAGCCAGGAUCUCAUCGAUCUUUUUUUACUUACACUUGCCUAUCUUCUUCUUCACCACCCACCUACCAUCACCGCUCGUGCUCACUUUACCUAUCCAUCUUCGCCCGCUCGACCCACCUCACUUCCGUUUACGACGAAACGCCGAUUACGAGACAAAACAAAAUGCAAGCGUACGCGAGCGAAAAUGCGUUGAUUCGGCAGUUGUCGAAAUUCAAGAUGACAGGCCUUAUUUAUACGAACACGUGCGCGUACGUGCGUGCCAUGAAAAACUGCACGCGAUCUAGACGAAACGGGUUGCUUCCGUAAGUAGAAACGCCGUCGAGAUCGUCCAAGAACUCGUUUCCGCCUGCCGUUACUCUCCUACCUUCUUGCGCGCGCGUGCGCCACGUGCGCCGCGUGUCGCUUUCGGGGACUAACGUUAAA
Molecule: messenger RNA, 3093 nt
Organism: Eufriesea mexicana
Lineage: Eukaryota; Metazoa; Arthropoda; Insecta; Hymenoptera; Apidae
Gene: brat
Product: tripartite motif-containing protein brain tumor
Exons: 3
Coding region: 181-2577 (798 amino acids)
Molecular function (GO): protein binding; mRNA 3'-UTR binding; zinc ion binding
Source: RefSeq, a predicted model, not a curated record